AAACGCCUACUAUUUUCAGUAACCAGUAUGUGUGGGACAUAUUGUAUACUAAUACUACCACUACUACUCCUCCUUUCUCAUUUGUGUGGCGUACCUUCCCUACGUUUCUUUCUGUCCUUCCCUCAAACCUUCCCUAUAUAACACCCCUUAUCCCCCCUGGUUUCCCUCGCUCAACUCUCGCAUCCAUGUUUCAUUCAAAUCCUUUAAUUUUCUUCAGCCACUAAAACACAUUACUCUCCACUAGUUUCCGCAAUGGCGGCUUCCGUUGAUAACCGUCAAUACCCAGCCCCAGGGCUCCAAGUCCAAACCCCUUUAAACGGCGUCGUACGCACUUUCAAGCCUUCGCAUAACAAUAAUAAUAACCGCUCUGAUUCCCCCAUUCGCGGUUAUAACAAACUCCCGCAGAAUUCGGACUUCACGCUCCCCAAGAAGUCACCUGACUCCCCGUUCAGCUUAGACAACGCGUGUUCAAGUGACGACGAAGACGACGAAAACGACGUCGCCGAACUCAAAACCCUCAUUCACAAGGGAACCGCUGAAUUGGAACCUUCAAUCUACGACCCGCGCGACGAUGGAACCUCCGACAGCUGGAUCCAGCGCAACGCCUCCCUCGUCCGUCUCACCGGAAAGCACCCGUUUAACUCUGAGCCACCGCUACAACGCCUCAUGCACCAUGGCUUCAUCACACCGGUCCCAAUCCACUAUGUACGUAACCACGGGCCUGUUCCCAAGGCUCACUGGGAGGACUGGUCCGUAGAAGUGUGCGGAAUGGUAAAACGUCCCGCACACUUCACCAUGGACCAGCUCCUCCAAGAUUUCCCAAGCCGUGAGUUUCCUGCAACGCUUGUUUGCGCAGGGAACCGGCGGAAGGAACAAAACAUGGUGAAGCAGAGCAUCGGGUUCAACUGGGGAGCGGCGGCGAUUUCCACGUCGGUGUGGAGAGGUGUGCCGUUAUGGAGUUUGUUAAAGCGGUGCGGGAUCAUGAGCAAAACGAAGGGCGCCCUCCACGUGUGCUUCGAGGGCGCUGAGGAUCUGCCAGGUGGCGGUGGAUCCAAAUACGGAACGAGUAUCCUGAGGGAGGUUGCACUGGAUCCCUCCCGCGAUAUAAUCCUGGCUUACAUGCAAAACGGCGAGCGUUUAGCGCCAGAUCACGGUUUCCCUAUUCGAAUGAUCAUCCCCGGAUUCAUCGGUGGACGCAUGGUUAAAUGGUUGAAACGCAUCAUAGUUACACCGAAGCAAUCUGACAGUUAUUACCACUACAAAGAUAACAGAGUACUCCCCUCUCAUGUGGAUGCUGAACUCGCCAAUGCAGAAGCUUGGUGGUACAAGCCAGAGUAUUUGAUCAAUGAGCUCAACAUAAAUUCUGUGAUAACGACGCCGUGCCAUAACGAGAUUUUGCCGAUAAACUCGUGGACUACUCAGAGGCCUUAUGUACUCAGGGGAUACGCAUAUUCUGGGGGUGGAAGAAAGGUGACACGUGUUGAGGUUACAAUGGACGGUGGGGAGACGUGGCAAGUGUGCAGCUUAGAGCACCCAGAGAAGCCGAACAAGUACGGCAAAUACUGGUGCUGGUGCUUCUGGUCGUUGGAGGUGGAGGUGCUCGACCUCCUUGGUUCCAAGGAAAUUGCGGUGCGUGCUUGGGACGAGUCCCUCAACACCCAGCCGGAGAAGCUCAUUUGGAAUGUUUUAGGUAUUUGUAAUAUGUAGGGCAUGAUGAACAACUGCUGGUUCAGGGUGAAAACCAACAUGUGCAAGGCACACAGCAGGGGUGAAAUAGGAAUAUCAUUCGAGCACCCAACCCAACCGGGGAACCAAUCCGGUGGGUGGAUGGCGAAGGAGAGGCAUCUGGAGAAAUCUUCUGAUACCACACCAUCCCUCAAGAAGAGUAUCUCCACACCCUUCAUGAACACUUCCUCCAAGAUGUUUUCCAUCUCCGAUGUCCGAAAGCACUGCACCGCUGAAUCCGCAUGGAUCAUCGUCCACGGCCACGUCUACGACUGCACUCGUUUCCUCAAGGACCAUCCCGGCGGCAUCGACAGCAUCCUUAUCAACGCCGGCACUGACUGUACCGAAGAGUUCGAAGCCAUCCACUCCGACAAAGCCAAGAAAAUGCUCGAAGAUUACCGCGUCGGCGAGCUCAUCAACACCGGCUACACCUCCUCCUCCGACUCCUCCCCUAACACCACUGUCCAUGGAAACUCCGAAACCACUCACUUAGCUCCGAUAAAUGAAGUUCCGGUUCCGCCGGUUACACCGAUCCGGAGCGCGGCACUCAACCCACGGGAGAAAAUCCCAUGCAAGCUGGUGUCCAAGAAAUCCAUUUCCAACGACGUUAGGCUCUUCCGUUUCGCAUUGCCGUCGGAGGAGCAGCUCCUGGGCUUGCCAGUUGGCAAGCAUGUUUUUGUGUGCGCAAACAUUGACGGGAAGCUCUGCAUGCGUGCGUACACUCCAUCUAGCGACGUCGAUGAAGUGGGACACUUUGAUUUGGUAGUUAAGAUUUAUUUCAAGAACGUGCAUCCUAAGUUCCCCAACGGAGGACUCAUGUCACAACAUUUGGACUCGCUUCCUAUUGGUUCUUUCUUGGAAAUUAAGGGUCCGUUGGGACACAUAGAGUACACUGGCAAAGGAAACUUCACGGUUCACGGAAACCACCGGUUUGCAAAGAGGCUUGCCAUGCUGGCUGGUGGGACCGGAAUCACGCCCAUUUACCAAGUUGUCCAAGCCAUCCUGAAGGAUCCUGAGGACCGAACCGAGAUGCACGUGGUUUACGCGAACCGGAGCGAGGAUGACAUCUUGCUGAGGGAAGAGCUUGAUGCGUGGGCCAAGAGCGAUGAACGGUUCAAGAUUUGGUACGUUGUGGAGAACCAAAGAGAAGGGUGGGAAUACAGUGUGGGGUUCAUCACGGAGAGUAUCUUGAGGGAGCAUCUUCCUCCUGCAUCCGAAGAUACUUUGGCUUUGACUUGUGGACCACCACCAAUGAUUAAGUUUGCAGUGCAGCCCAAUUUGGAGAAGAUGGGGUAUGACAUUAAGAACAACUUGCUAUUAUUUUAGGGUACGUACGUACGGUACUAGCUAGCUAGGUUGCGCUUGUAAAUAUACGUAUGUAUGUAUUGUUAAAAAUAAAUAAAUGAUUCUGUAUGGGGGUAGUAGUUUAUUCUAG
Molecule: messenger RNA, 3160 nt
Organism: Arachis ipaensis
Lineage: Eukaryota; Viridiplantae; Streptophyta; Magnoliopsida; Fabales; Fabaceae
Source: RefSeq, a predicted model, not a curated record